AUUAUAAAUAGCAAUGUUUACAGAAUUAGCAUAUAAUGCUUCUAAAAGAAUAAACUAAAUAUAGACCGAUUUAUAAACAAGAGAAAAACUGAAAUAAUCUAGUAAAUCAACAGGGCUUAUUGAUGCAGAAAUCAACUCAACUUUAAAAUAUUUAGGUAAAUAUAGCUUUUGAUUAAGAUAAUGAAUUGGAUUAAUUGGAUCAUGAAAUUAAAGGAUACACAACUAAUUAGAAUUGCAAUUUGUUAGCUAAAGAAAUUUAAAAAAGAAGAAAUCUAUAUAAUGAAUUAGCUCAAAAACGAUAAGAGAUUAAAAAACGAAUUGAAUAAAAUCACAUGCUUUAUUUAUAACAAUAGAUAAUUUAAAAUAAAUGUAUUAUUUUAGUAUGUUCUAUAUUAGAAAACAAAAAAAAUUAUGAAAGCUUUGGAUAGAUGGAUGCACUAAAAUUGCAUGGAGAAAUAACCGAUAGAUAGGAUGAAUAUUUAUCUAAGAUUAAUGAUAAAGUGCUUAACAUUAAAAAUUCAUCAUAAAAUUUAAGUAAAUAAAUAAAAGAAUAAAAUGGAAUUAUAGAUUAAUUACAUGAAGAUGUAUUUUAAAAAUUUAAGAUUAGACUGAUUUCGCAAAUUAAGCUAUGAAUAGAUUAAAAAGCAAAAUGAUAUCUUUUUUGGACUAAUCUAGUUCUUGGAAACUAUUCACAUUUUUAAUUUUUGAAAUAUUAUUGUUUAUUUUUUUAGUUGUUUCCUGA
Molecule: messenger RNA, 742 nt
Organism: Paramecium sonneborni
Lineage: Eukaryota; Ciliophora; Oligohymenophorea; Peniculida; Parameciidae
Source: the annotation of a GenBank genome assembly